Molecule: messenger RNA, 2193 nt
Organism: Laccaria bicolor S238N-H82
Lineage: Eukaryota; Fungi; Basidiomycota; Agaricomycetes; Agaricales; Hydnangiaceae
Exons: 1
Coding region: 1-2193 (730 amino acids)
Source: RefSeq, a predicted model, not a curated record
AUGGCAGACGAGUUCUACAUGGGUGUUUGGAUCAAUGGCGAAUAUGAGGACAACAUUGACUCGUUCUUGGCGCACCGUAUCCCUUGCUUCAUAUCCCAUAAGCUGAGGGGAGACGAGUUAGACCGCCUGUUCGAUGCGGGGUACGGGCGGAGAGACACUACGUUCGUUCAGGGCACCCCCAUCGAAAAAUUGAGUCACCCCCACAAUCGAGUUGAAGCAUUCCUACGUAAGCAGCAGGUGAUAAUCAUGGAAUCCGACAACGAUGACAAUAUAGCAACCAAAGAACCCUCUGACCCGCCGGAAUCCCUAGCUGCUUCAUUCUCGCUGAUCCACAGAGAAUGGUCGAGAGGGGGUCCGGCUCCUAUCGCGUAUAUCGCAAGCCCUCCGGCAGGCCAAACUGUUCAGCCAGCCUCAACCUCGACUUCCUCCCCUUUCUCGGACCUCGACUUUUCCAACUGUGGGGCCGAACCUCUUGACAUGGUGGAGAUCGAUCCGCGUCGAGUAGCUUGGAUCCGUCCCCCCCCCGUUAUGCGUCCCAUAGGAGGGAAAUGGGCAAAGUGGGCAGAGAAAAACGUGGACGGAGAAUUAUUCGUGGCCAAAGUGGGAAAGUCUUAUAGAGACUUUGAUGGAGUAUCCUAUUUCGACCGCUCGUGUAACCGUGAGGUCAUCUUGCUGAGCGCUGCGCAAAUACUCCCCGGGGCUGUCUCAAAGCCUGAAGUCUUUGGACUCCCCUGUCCUAGAUAUUUGCAUUUCGUCGAAACCCCCCAGAACAAAGCGCUGCGCCCCGCCAAGGCUUCCGCCUGGCUGUACCUGACCAAAGACCUGAUCCCCACAGAUGUAGGGCUACGAGCGGGGCACCCAGAAGCGGAAGAUCUACCGCUCAAGGACGAAUUCAGAGCGGAACCUUCAAAUCGACCACCGUCACCGCCACCUAGUCCAGGCAAUCCCCCAGGCAAUCCACUCCCUCCACUGCCAUUGAUGACUGAUCCUUUCAAUUCACCAGAACACAUGGGCGUUCCUGACAGUGAGCGCCCCAUCUCUCCAGUGGACUCCCUGAUGGGAGCUCCACCAGAGGUGGACUGGGAACUGGAUUCAGACGAACCUAUGGGACCUCAGAUCCCGGCUAGGUCCCUCGAGGAUUUCGAGAUGGAAGCUGUGGAUUUGGGAGAUGUUCCCUCGCCCCCUCGAAGUCCAGCGUCACAGUCGCCGAUUCAACCGUUCAGUGAGACGUUGGCUAGUCCGCCGCGUCCCAUGGCAACCCCGAUACCCCUCCGCCACCAGUCUAUUAUGAGUCCUCCAGCUCCCCCCUCUGCUCCUGAGCCCUCGCGUCAGAGCCCUCCUCGUCGUAGUAGUCGUAAACAUGCUCGCCAGCGUUCCCCCUCCCCUCCUCCGAGACGGAGAGGCGAUAGCUAUCGCCCGAGACCUCCCUCAUAUUCGAGAGGAAUCAACCGUUCCAACCCGUGGUCGACCACUGCCGCUACAAAUAUGUGGCCUGUCCCUAGCGAUCUUCAGAACCCUUGGGCUCAAACGUCGGGAACCAAUGCGUGGUCAGCUCCCAACACCUUCUCUGCAGGGCCGACUCCUCCUCCCUGGGGGGCAUCUCCAGGAUACAUGCCCUGGGGUACCAACCCAACGACCAUGGCUCCUUGGUCGGUCCACUACCCAGGGUACUAUCCCUCAGAGCAUGUUCAUAUGCCAAGCUGGCCACCUUUCGGAUUCCCACCAGUGCCGGCUCACAGCUGUCCUUCAUGCCACAACUGCGCCUCAUGCGGUCGCCCCUCUGUACAAGCUAGUGACGAUAAUCUUCGCGAGCCCCCUCCCGACACGGUUGCGCCAUCGUUGCUGGGUCGCUUACGUUCACCAUCGGGUGGGGGUCCCUCUCAAGCCCCCUCCAUCACGCCGCCGAUACCAUCCCUCUCUUUGGCACAACGUUUGCGGAACCCUGCCACCUUAGCCGAUCGUUUGCAACCGCCUACUUCAUUGACUCAGCGAAUACAACCGCCCUCUGAUUUCGUCCAAGGGUCCUCCUCCCAACCUCUACAGAGCUCUUUACCCUUUUUACCAGCCGUGGCAUCCACUGGCCGCGCACACCGUAGUCGCAGAGCAGGCCGAGCACAAAAGGAGGAAGACGAUAGGCGAGCAAAAGAAGGCAAACCACCAUCAGGCAAAGGGAAACGGAGGGAUCGGAGGUAA